AUGUCAGCCAACACCACCCCGAAGCGCGCCGCCAAAACCGCGAAACCCCUCCUACCCGCCCCUUCUUCGCCCCUGAGCCUCGCCGCGUCCCCCUCCUCCAGUCCAACCAAGAUGACCUGGGACGCCGCCAACGACCGCAAGCUCUUCCUCCUCAUCUUCGGCCGCACCGUCACCCCCGCCGAAUACCCGCAACUAUCCAAGGUCUUCCCUGGCUCCAGCGUCGGUAGUAUCAGGAACCGCAUCACCGCUCUUCGCGCUGAGGCGCGCAAGAUGCAGGAGGGCUUGGGUUAUGAGGUAGGCGCCGGCGCGGCGGCCAAGAAGGUCGCUGCUGCAACCCCCAAGAAGCGAGGUGCAGUGGUGGUCAAGAGGGAGGCGGACGCCAUGGAUAUGGAUGAGGAAGACGAAGAUGAGGAUAUCGUCCGUGACCCGAGCAAGAGGAUCAAGGCCGCUGUGCGCAAGCCACAGGCUAAGAAGGACGGUAACUCUAGGAAGAAGGGUCGUGGAGGCGCCGGUUCUAGUAUUCUUCACCAUGGAUCGUCUGACAGCGAGGAUGAACUUGCUUUGACGGGUGAGGACAAGGUCAAGCGCAGGCCUGUGCCCGCUGGCGUCCCGUACAUGGUAGUCGGAGAGUCGGUCAUCAGAGAUCCCAGGACUGGCGAUGUCAUCGUUGAUGACGAGGAUGAUGAGGAUGAAGUCUAG
Molecule: messenger RNA, 699 nt
Organism: Alternaria ventricosa
Lineage: Eukaryota; Fungi; Ascomycota; Dothideomycetes; Pleosporales; Pleosporaceae
Exons: 1
Coding region: 1-699 (232 amino acids)
Source: RefSeq, a predicted model, not a curated record